UCUCGUAUCUGCGGCGGGCACCCGAAACACGGUGCGCGGAACCGCAAUCCAUAAAGUCCAGGGUUAUCCAUACGGGUGGGGUCGCGUGCCGACUCGAGUAUAUAAGCCGGAUCCGUAGAACUCUUCUGCACAACGAAUCCGUCUUCUCAUCACUGCAGAUAAAUCGAAUUCUACAGCUGACAAACAACAAAUCCGCAAACCACCAUCAUGAACACAUUCGUCAAAUUAUUCGUCGUGCUGGCCGUGGCCGUAGCUCUGGCUAAAUGCGAAGAAGCCAAAAAAGAAACCAAAGUGGUCGAAAAACGAUCUGACAAAUCCGAUCUGACACCAGCUGCCACUGGACGAUUCUUCUCGGGCGGUUACAACAGUUAUCCGACCGGAUACAGCAGCGGAUACAACGGCGGUUACAACGGCGGAUACAACAGCGGUUACAGCAGCUACCCGUACAACAGCUACAACGGCGGUUACAACAGCUACCCGUCGUCGUCGUACGGCAGCUACCCGUCCACGUACAACGGCUACUCGUCCGGCUACGGCAGCGGCUACAACAGCGGUUACGCCAAGUACCCGAGCAGCGGUUACGGUAACAACUACUACGGUGGAUACGACCAGGGUUACAACAAGUACCCGUCCGCAUACUCGUACAGCAACAGCUACAACUACCCGGGAUCGUACAGCUCCGGAUACGGUCACAACAGCUACUACGACAACGACAACUACGGUGUCCACGGUUACAACAGCGGUUACAAGGGCUACAACUCGUACCCACAGUCCACCGGUUACGGUUACAACAAAUGGUAAUCAGCACCCGUUUUCGAUCGUUUCUCAUAUACAUAUAGGUACCGACGCGACGACAUAACUUGAUGGAAUAUUUCACUUUUUUUUUUCUUACGAGUUUUUUUUCCAAUGCGAAAACAAAAUUCUGAGUUCAUUUCUUUUAAUGACAUGUAAAAAACCUUAUAUUAUUCGUGUAUUUUUAUGUAAUAUGUAUAUAUAUAUAUACAUAAUAUAAAUAUUUUAAUUUAUUGUCUUCCAAUUUUUAUAUAUAUAUAAUGUACGUAUAUAUGUAAUAAAUAAAAUGCGUUUUAAAAAGUA
Aphis gossypii (cotton aphid) is the source of this 1095-nucleotide messenger RNA. RefSeq names its product prisilkin-39-like. The coding region runs from base 208 to 801 and encodes 197 amino acids. The record is from RefSeq and is a predicted model, not a curated record. The transcript is spliced from 3 exons. Lineage: Eukaryota; Metazoa; Arthropoda; Insecta; Hemiptera; Aphididae.